Messenger RNA from Plutella xylostella (diamondback moth), 2898 nucleotides. It is a transcript of the gene Strip, whose product is annotated as striatin interacting protein. Lineage: Eukaryota; Metazoa; Arthropoda; Insecta; Lepidoptera; Plutellidae. Gene Ontology annotation, cellular component: cytosol. Gene Ontology annotation, biological process: cytoskeleton organization. The record is from RefSeq and is a predicted model, not a curated record.
UAAAUUCAAUAAUUCAAUUUCCAAUAAUUCCAAUUCUCUGUGCGGUGAUCAAAUCAUGACUUCAAUCUAAUGUACCAUAUGCGCGCCGCAUAGUGUAUUCACAUAGGGAUACACAGUAAUGGGAACAAACGGCAACGGCCGUCGUGGAGGUACAAAACUGACUGACUUACGCCGCCCCAUGGAAGAGGGAGAUUGCGUGAACGACAUGGAGAGUCCGGAGCUGGACUUCGUGUACGACGACUGCGACUCGCAGGCCAACGAGAUCGCCGAGCUGUACAGCUACACGGAGCAUCCCGAGUUCCAGCUCAACGUGAAGGCGUUCGAGGACGUGAUGGAGGAGUUCGGGUUCCCGCCGAGCUGGGGCCGGCUGGCGCGCGGGCAGCAGGCGGCCGUGGUGGAGCGCCUGCUGGAGCAGCUGGACGUGGCGCUGGCGGGCGUGCGGCUGCGCGCGGCGCGCUGCGUGCUGUACCUGGCGCAGGGCUGCUGGGCCGAGGCGCAGUCCGACGCCGAGCAGCAGCGCGCCGCCCGCGCCAACAUCAUGCAGCUCUACGAGAUGGGCGUCUUCACCGCGUUUGUCGAACUACUCAACCUCGAAAUUGUUAGGAGUAGCUCGGCCAAUGCUUCCAGGAAGCUGGCUGAAACUCUAGCCGAGUCUACCAACUUGAAGGUGUCUACUAACUUGAGAGUGAUUUUGUCUGUGCUCUAUUUGAUAACUGAACACAUGAGAACUGAAAAGGAUAAGCCUGAUUCAGAAUAUGCUGACUUGGUAAAGAAUUUCAAGGAGGAGCUCGGGACACCAUUUGGAGAUGAACUGUUGCCGGUGAAGCUGCUGAGCAUGGUGGCCCACCUGUGCGCCGGCACCACGCCACACUUUCCUAUGAAGAAAGUACUGUUGUUGCUGUGGAAAAUUUUGCUAGUCUUCCUUGGAGGAUCAAAAGAACUCAAAGCUAGGAAAGCAUAUCUCCGUGAAAAGGCUGGGCUGCCACCCUUAUCAGAAGAUACACUAGAAAUAAUUAAAGGGAUGAGAGCCAGCUCACCCCCUCCCAGUGCAGCAGAUAUGCUGGAAAAUCAAAACCCAGCUCAAAGGAAGAUGAAAGAAUCUGAAAGAGCUCUAAGAAGACAAACUUUCAUGAAGCAAACAUCAUUGGAUGAAUCAGAUGAACAAAUUUAUGUUGAUAAGGAGGAAACUGGAAAUGGUUCUGAGGAUUAUUCAAUGGAAUUUCAGGAUAUAAACAAUACACAAAAUCCCAACAACUGUGCCUACUACAUGUACUUCAAACAGUUUGACAGCCCUCCACCCCCACCGCCACUCCCGAGAAGCCUGCCAUGGCAGUCCAAAGUACGCCAGAGAGAUAUUGACAUGUUCCUAGAAAUUGUAAGAGUAAAGUUUGUGGGGUACUCUCUUCCUGGUGACCGCUCAACUAUUGCUGGGCUGCCACAGCCCAUACAUGAAGGUAUAGAAAUACUGAAAAAACACAUGUACACAAGUUUGUCAGAGCUGCAAAUAGACAGGGAAAUGGAAAUAGCUCGUAGUCCACUCACCAGGGGAGAGAAGGAAGUGGAGGAGACCGAGGCGGAGAUCCUGUACAAGGCCAUGCUCCCCAACCUGCCGCAGUACAUGAUUGCUCUCCUGAAGAUCCUGCUGGCGGCCGCACCCACCUCCACCGCCAAGAACUACUCCAUCAACAUCAUGGCAGACAUAUUACCAGAGGAAAUGCCCAUGACAGUCCUACAGUCACUGAAACUAGGCAUUGACAUCAACAGACACAAGGAAAUCAUUGUAAAGGCAGUCACAGCAAUACUAUUGCUCUUACUAAAGCAUUUCAAACUAAAUCACAUCUACCAGUUUGAGUUCAUGUCCCAGCAUCUAGUAUAUGCCAACUGUAUGCCAUUGGUGUUAAAGUUCUUCAACCAAAACCCCUUACCGUAUGUUGGCGCCAAAAACAAUAUUCCAAUUUUCGAUUUCCCAGCUUGUGUUAUUGGGGAACAGCCAGAGUUAACUAAAGAAUGCUUAGACAUUGGAGAGACAGGUGUCCCAUACUCUUGGAGAAAUGUAUUUUCCUGCAUCAACCUUUUGAGAAUCCUGAACAAACUGACCAAAUGGAAGAAUGCUAGGAUCAUGAUGCUGGUUGUGUUCAAGAGUGCGCCAAUAUUAAAGCGCACACUGAAGGUGAGGCAUGCUUUGAUGCAGUUUUAUGUAUUGAAGCUACUAAAAAUGCAGACUAAAUAUUUGGGUAGACAGUGGAGGAAAACGAAUAUGAAGACCAUCAGUGCAAUCUACUCUAAGGUCCGCCAUAGGCUUAAUGACGACUGGGCGUUUGGGAACGACGUCGACGCGCGGCCCUGGGACUUCCAGGACGAGGAGUGUGCUCUGAGGCUGAACGUGGACCGGUUCAACUCGCGGCGGUAUGGCACUGGCGCGGAGCAGGAGCUGGACCUCACCCCGGUGGAUACUGAUCUCAACAGCAUCAUGGAGACCUGCGCGGACCUCGAGGAGGAGUUCAAGGACAACUACGAGUUGUGGCUCGAUCAAGAAGUGUAUAACAAUGAAAUCAACUGGGAUGUGCUAAUAACAGCUUAGAGCUUCACACUGUUUUUAUACAUAUUUUACUUUUGUUUAAAAACUUACUAAAAUCUAACAAUUAUAGCUAUUAUAUGCAUUAUGUUAAGCAUGUUAGGAUCGUAUAGUUGCGUUGUGUGUAGAAAAAGUAGAUUCAUGAUCAUGUUAUUUAUACCUAUUAUGAAUUUAUUAUACAUAGCAUUAACCUUUGUGAAAGUAGGAAGUUAUUUCAUAAUUUUAACAGAUUUUAGGAUUAUACAUAGGUACAUAUUCCUACUUGUGUGUGGUGAUAAAGCAAUCUCUACGAAUAAAUUACUUAUAUGUGAACCAAAAACUCA